CCCCCCACCUCGUCUUCAGACGUCCCCUUCUCAUCCCCCUCAGCCCCGGCCGCUGACGGGAGGAGGCGGCGGCGGCGGCGGGGGGCUGAGGGGCGCCGCCAUGCCUCUCCCGCGGUGAAGCGUCCCUGCCGUGAGGAGCCGCUCGGUCUCCCCGGUGAUGUCCCCCAGGCGGCAGGCGAUAGCGACUCACUCGAGCCCUGGGCAGCGAUGGCAGAGGAACAACAACAGCCGCCACCACAGCAGCCUGAUGCCCAUCAGCAGCUUCCCCCCAGCGCCCCCAACUCGGGGGUGGCUCUGCCAGCCCUUGUGCCUGGGCUGCCAGGGACAGAGGCCAGCGCGCUGCAACACAAGAUCAAGAACUCCAUCUGCAAAACUGUACAAUCUAAAGUGGACUGCAUUUUGAAAGAAGUUGAGAAUUUUACAGACCUAGAGAAACUCUACCUCUACCUUCAGCUGCCUUCUGGUCUCAGCAAUGGAGAGAAAAGUGAUCAGAAUGCCGUGUCAUCUAGUCGGGCACAGCAAAUGCACGCCUUUUCCUGGAUUCGGAAUACCCUAGAAGAACAUCCUGAGACUUCAUUGCCCAAACAGGAAGUCUAUGAUGAGUACAAGAGCUAUUGUGACAAUCUGGGUUACCAUCCUUUAAGUGCUGCUGAUUUUGGAAAGAUCAUGAAAAAUGUCUUUCCAAACAUGAAGGCACGUCGUCUGGGCACAAGAGGCAAAUCUAAAUAUUGCUACAGUGGACUAAGGAAAAAAGCCUUUGUUCAUAUGCCAACACUGCCCAAUCUUGAUUUUCACAAAACUGGAGAUGGGUUGGAAGGAGCUGAACCUUCUGGGCAGCUUCAAAAUAUUGAUGAGGAAGUUAUCUCUUCUGCUUGCCGUCUUGUGUGUGAAUGGGCCCAGAAAGUGUUAAGCCAGCCAUUUGACACAGUCUUGGAAUUAGCCCGCUUCCUUGUAAAAAGUCAUUAUAUAGGCGCCAAGUCCGUGGCAGCUCUGACGGUAAUGGCAGCAGCACCACCACCAGGAAUCAAAGGAAUUACCCAGCCGUCUGCUUUUAUACCUACAGCUGAGAGUAAUUCUUUUCAGCCUCAGGUGAAGACUUUGCCUUCUCCUAUUGAUGCUAAACAGCAAUUGCAGCGGAAAAUUCAAAAGAAGCAGCAAGAACAAAAACUACAGUCCCCUUUGCCUGGAGAAUCCUCAGCAAAAAAAACAGAAGGCGCUACAGCCAACGGAGUGACUAAUCUUUCUAAUGGAAAUCCUGCAAUCCUCUCUCCUCAGCCUAUUGGUAUCGUUGUGGCAGCUGUCCCUAGCCCCAUUCCGGUCCAGCGGACCAGGCAAUUGGUAACUUCACCAAGCCCAAUGAGCUCUUCUGACGGCAAAGUUCUUCCCCUCAAUGUACAAGUGGUCACUCAGCACAUGCAGUCUGUGAAACAGGCACCAAAGACUCCUCAGAAUGUCCCAGCCAGUCCUGGUGGGGAUCGUUCUGCCCGGCACCGCUACCCUCAGAUCUUACCCAAGCCGGCCAACACCAGUGCACUCACCAUUCGCUCCCCGACUACUGUGCUCUUUACUAGCAGUCCCAUCAAAACCGCUGUUGUGCCCACUUCACACGUGAGUUCUCUAAAUGUGGUGAAAAUGACAGCAAUAUCCCUCACGCCCAGCAACGGUAGUGCCCCUCUUAAACAUUCUGCCUCAGUAAACAGUGCUACAGGAACAACAGAAGAAUCAAGGACCAUUCCACAGAUCAAGAAUGGUUCUGUCGUUUCACUUCAGUCUUCUGGCUCCAAGACCAGCAAUACUGGGGGAACGUCUGCUGUGGAAGUCAAAAUGGAGCCUGAAGCAUCCUCAGAUGAGCAUCCUGCACAGUGCCAAGAGAACUCUGAUGGGACUAAGGCUCCCAAAACAACCUCUAGUACCCUUUCGGGGCAGAAAAGUAAUACAGAUGGAGUAGUGCAAAAACCUUCAAAUGAAGGUGUCACUGACGUAAAAGCAUCUAAGGUCUGUGACCAGAGGACCAAAUGUAAAAGUCGCUGUAAUGAAAUUCCGCCAGGCACUUCAACAGGCAAUAAUCAAAGCACUGUCACUCUCUCAGUUGCCACUCAGAACUUAACUUUCACCAGCACCAGCUCACCAGCUAAUGGUGAGUCAAUAAAUAAAGACCCUAAAUUAUGCACUAAAAGUCCAAGAAAGCGACUGCCGUCUGCAUUGCAAGAGUCCCAGGUGCCUCCCAUAAAGAAACCAAUUGUGGAACAGCUUUCUGCAGUUACCAUAGAAGGUCAGAAACCAGGCAGUGUUGAGAAGGACCAAAAGGUUCCACAUUCAGGGAAAAUAGAAAGUUCAACAGCCGGUGCUCAGAUUCCUAGCAAGGUAUCAAUAAAUGUCAAUUCACACAUAGUAGCAAAUCGACCCUUGGAUUCUGCUCUCAUUGGCAGUGAUUCAGCUUCAGAACAGCAAACACCAUCUUCAUCUCCAGAUAUCAAAGUUAAACUUGAAGGGAAUGUCUUUCUUUUGGACAGUGAUUCAAAACCAGAUGGCAGUUUUAAUUCAAACGAAUGGCAGCAAGUCAGUAAGGAUUCUGAGUUUAUAUCUGCUGGCUGUGAACAGCAGCAAGAUAUCAGUGUUAUGACAAUUCCUGAGCACUCUGAUAUCAAUGACUUAGAGAAAUCUGUUUGGGAAUUAGAAGGAAUGCCACAGGACACAUAUACCCAGCAGCUGCAUAGCCAGAUACAAGAAUCUUCUUUGAAUCAAAUACAAGCACAGUCUUCAGAUCAGUUACCUCUACAGUCUGAGCUGAAAGAGUUUGAGCCUUCUGUUUCCCAGACAAAUGAAAGCUACUUUCCUUUUGAUGAUGAGCUUACACAAGAUAGUAUUGUGGAAGAGCUGGUGCUUAUGGAGCAGCAAAUAUCAAUGAACAAUUCUCAUUCUUAUGGUAACUGUUUGGGAAUGACCCUUCAGAGUCAGUCAGUAACUCCAGGAGCUCCGAUGUCAUCUCAUGCCUCCAGUACCCACUUCUACCAUCCAAUCCAUAGCAAUGGCACUCCAAUCCACACCCCCACACCCACUCCUACCCCAACUCCCACCCCCACCCCCACCCCCACCCCAACAUCUGAAAUGAUUGCUGGGUCUCAGAGUCUGUCCCGGGAGAGCCCUUGCUCCAGGCUAGCCCAGACCACACCUGUGGAUAGUGCUUUAGGAAGUAGCCGACACACACCCAUUGGUACUCCACAUUCUAACUGCAGCAGUAGUGUCCCUCCCAGCCCUGUUGAAUGCAGGAAUCCAUUUGCAUUUACCCCAAUAAGCUCCAGUAUGGCGUAUCAUGAUGCCAGCAUUAUCUCAAGUAGUCCUGUGAAACCAAUGCAAAGACCCAUGGCCACACACCCUGACAAAACCAAGCUUGAAUGGAUGAAUAAUGGGUAUAGUGGGGUUAGUAAUUCAUCAGUUUCUGGCCAUGGCAUUCUCCCAAGCUAUCAGGAACUUGUGGAAGACCGUUUCAGGAAACCUCACGCUUUUGCUGUGCCUGGACAGUCUUACCAGUCUCAAUCCAGACAUCAUGACACUCAUUUUGGUCGUUUGACUCCUGUCUCUCCUGUGCAGCAUCAAGGUGCCACUGUAAGUAACACCAACAAACAGGAGGGUUUUGCAGUCCCUGCCCCUCUUGAUAAUAAAGGAACUAAUUCAUCUGCCAGUAGCAACUUCAGAUGCCGGAGUGUGAGCCCUGCUGUUCAUCGCCAACGUAAUCUUAGUGGAAGCACCCUGUAUCCAGUAUCUAAUAUCCCCCGAACUAAUGUGACCCCCUUUGGAAGUCCAGUAACCCCAGAAGUUCAUGUUUUCACAAAUGUUCACACAGAUGCAUGUGCCAACAACAUAGCUCAAAGAAGUCAAUCUGUUCCAUUGACGGUCAUGAUGCAGACAGCCUUCCCGAAUGCUCUUCAGAAGCAAACAAACAGUAAAAAAAUAACCAGUGUUUUGUUGAGUAAACUUGAUUCUGACAAUGAUGAUGCAGUGAGAGGUUUGGGCAUGAACAACCUGCCCUCCAAUUACACAGCCCGGAUGAAUCUCACUCAGAUUUUGGAAACUUCCACUGUUUUUCCUAGUGCCAAUCCGCAGAAUAUGAUCGAUUCCAGCACUUCUGUUUAUGAAUUCCAAACACCAUCUUACCUCACUAAAAGUAAUAGCACCGAUCAGAUCAGUUUUUCUCCUGGAGAUAAUCAAGCACAAUCAGAAAUCGGAGAGCAACAAUUAGAUUUCAAUAGCACUGUUAAAGACCUGUUGAGUGGGGACAGCUUGCAAUCCAACCAGCAGCUGGUAGGUCAGGUAGCAUCUGAUCUCACUAAUACUGCGUCUGAUUUCUCUAGUGACAUCAGGUUGUCUUCUGAGCUCUCAGGCAGCAUCAAUGAUUUGAACACUUUAGACCCAAACCUACUGUUUGAUCCAGGGCGUCAGCAGGGACAAGAUGAUGAAGCUACACUGGAAGAAUUAAAGAAUGACCCAUUAUUUCAACAAAUUUGCAGUGAAUCCAUGAGCUCUAUGACUUCAUCAGGUUUUGAGUGGAUAGAAAGCAAGGAGCAUCCUACUGUUGAAAUGUUGGGUUAAAUGGUGUUUUAUAAUAUGUAGCACACUGUAUCUAAAGACAUAUGUAUUGUAUUUGUCUUAAUGGAAGUGCCUCCCGCAGCAGAAACACUUACUAUUAAUUGUGACAUUUUAAAAGAGUUUGCUGCAGACGUGGUUUCUUCUUCAGUAGGAAAUGGUUAGACUUGCCUCAGUUAUUAACAAGUUUCUGAAGACAGUAGGCUGUAGGAGAACAAGUAUUAGGUUUUAAAUGUUAUAAUGUUCCCCCGUUUAAUCACAUUAUUUGCUAGUAAGCAAUUGACUAGCUUUUACAAGAGCAGUCUAGAUCUUUAUUUUGCGUAAGUUCAUUUUAAUUCAUCAGUUGAUCUGCACAGAAUUUAGAGGAAACCAUUGAUUUUAGGUAUAGGCUAUUUUUUGUUGUUGGCAUUAUCUUUUAGGUAUGAAAUCAUAGCUAAGGUAAACUGUAGAAAAGAAGGUCUUCCUUGAAACAGGGAUAAUAUUCAGGUUAUUAUUGGUAUUUAGGCUUGAAGCAUAGAGCUACUGUAGAAUGAAAAAAUCUCUGUAGGACUUUCUGGGACUUCAGUACCAUUUGCACCUACAUUUUGAAGGGCUUAAAUAGGAGAAAAUAAUGGAAAAUUAAAUGUUAAUUUAAGGAAAGCAAAAGCUGAAUUAAAGUUUUUAAAAGGAAAAACUAGUAGCCAUUUAUAUUUGUGACCUUGCAUUAGUCUUAUUUUAAAAAUUUAAUUUUAAUAUGGAGCCAGCACACACACAGAGACCUGCACACACACACACACACACACACACACACACAAGAACGCCAAACACUGUAACUUACUAAAAUAAGUACAAGCAUGUUAGAAAAAUAUUUUAUAUUUUAUUAUUUGGAAAUUGAGAUAGGGGAAUUGAGAAGGAAUAAAAGCAUUCUUAUUUUCAUCACAGCGGCUACCAGCGCAUAUUAAAAUUCUAUUUAAGAUUUAACUAGAAGUUUUUUAAGUCCUCAAUUUAGUGACUGACUCCUUCACUCCUGAUUAUAAUAACACAUGUUUAUCAUGGGAUCCAAGCAAACAGGAAGGAGAUGACAUAAAAAAAAAAAAAAACAUUUCGCCACCUAAGGUCUGAAGCCACAAAUCUUUAUGUCUCCGAUAAAGGGGACAUCAAUAGUACUUGAAGAAGAGGAGCAUUUUAUUACAUGCUUAAUUUAUUUAUUGUGAGAACCACAAUUGCAAAAGAAGCACUCAGGAUUUGUUUUAAAAUGUUUCUCUGUUUGGCUCCCAUUUUGUUUUAUGAAGAAUUAUUUAUGAACUUCUUGUUGACACAAAUCUGCUCACUAGUUGUCAGCUCCAUUUAAGUGAAUUUAGGAUUUCUUUCAAAUAGAUUUAAAAAUCGCCAUUAACUUUUUAAAGAUAACAUUAAACCAUUGCUAUGCUACCUUGAGCCUAGCUAAGUUUUCCUUUACCUUAAUUAGUAAGCCAAUCAGAAGAGUACAAUCAAUGAAUAUUUAACAAAUGUGAUGAAGGGUUUAAUUUAAUAAGGUUUCAUCCAAUAAAUUUGCAAGGUAGGGUAUUAACAUAUUUUGAUAAAUAAACGGUGCUAGGGUUGGCUCAGAGGUUUAUAUAUUGAUAUGUCCUAGUUAUUGGCAUUUGUGUGUGUUUGCUGUUAUCUGAUUUAAUGAUCUGUUAAAUAUUUUUUCUUGAUGCUAGUUAUUUCUUCACUGUACAUUGAGACACAGCACUACUGCACACCAAAGUAUGCAAUACCCAAAGGAAACUGUGCGAUUUCUUUUAACAAAUGAUGGGAGCCUUUCUAUAUGAGAUACUCUGAAAAGGAGAUUUUGAGGCCAUUCUAAUCCCUUGUUUACAUUAUUAGCUUCCUACUAAUAUAAAAAUAAUGGAAAUCUUUUUUUUAUAAAAAUAUAAA
Molecule: messenger RNA, 6483 nt
Organism: Suricata suricatta (meerkat)
Lineage: Eukaryota; Metazoa; Chordata; Mammalia; Carnivora; Herpestidae
Gene: RFX7
Product: regulatory factor X7
Exons: 10
Coding region: 208-4590 (1460 amino acids)
Biological process (GO): regulation of transcription by RNA polymerase II
Molecular function (GO): DNA-binding transcription factor activity, RNA polymerase II-specific; RNA polymerase II cis-regulatory region sequence-specific DNA binding
Source: RefSeq, a predicted model, not a curated record